Molecule: messenger RNA, 494 nt
Organism: Linum trigynum
Lineage: Eukaryota; Viridiplantae; Streptophyta; Magnoliopsida; Malpighiales; Linaceae
Source: the annotation of a GenBank genome assembly
CAUCACCUUCUCUAAUCCCUACAUCCCUCCCCACUCCCCAGUUCUCCUCCCCACCUCAAGAUUCGGAUCUAGAUCCAGAGAGAAAAAGGCCAUCCACUACUCCGAUUAUGAACUGCAACAACAGGACUCACUUCCCUGUCCCUCUCGCCUCCCCCCACCAGAGGAACAUGAGCUUGAUCGGCGGCGUAAUAUCAGACCUCGCGACGACUCUGUCUCAUGCAAUUAGCGCUCUUAGACACCAUGAGAAAAAGAUUCGACGUUGGGGGUUUUGGUUGGAUUUUGAGCUUGUGUGGCAGUUCAUCAAGUUCAACCACUGCGUGGCGAUUACGGUGUCCAAGAGCGAGUACAUGAGAUCCCUUCAGGGGGAGGAACUGAGGAAGGGUUUGAACUUUGAAGCCAUGUUCGGCUACUUGGAGCAGCUGAAGGGGCUAUUCGUAGCGGAGAAGCCGAAUAUACUGGCUUAGUGGCGUUAACAACAAAUUUGAUAUGGAAAA